Messenger RNA from Elgaria multicarinata webbii, 2077 nucleotides. RefSeq names its product ectodermal-neural cortex 1 (gene ENC1). The transcript has 2 exons. Lineage: Eukaryota; Metazoa; Chordata; Lepidosauria; Squamata; Anguidae. Gene Ontology annotation, molecular function: protein binding. The coding region runs from base 28 to 1797 and encodes 589 amino acids. The record is from RefSeq and is a predicted model, not a curated record.
UAUUUUUAUGUUUAGGUGUGGGAGAAAAUGUCAGUCAGCAUGCAUGAGAAUCGCAAGUCUAGAGCCAGCACUGGCUCAAUAAACAUAUAUUUAUUCCACAAAUCUUCAUAUGCUGAUAGCGUCCUCACGCAUCUCAACCUCCUGCGUCAGCAACGUCUUUUUACAGAUGUGCUUCUCCAUGCUGGGAACAAAUCAUUCCCUUGCCAUAGAGCUGUCUUAGCAGCUUGCAGUCGCUAUUUUGAAGCAAUGUUCAGUGGAGGACUCAAAGAGAGCCAAGCCAGUGAAGUCAACUUUCAUAACUCCAUCCAUCCGGAGGUUCUGGAACUUCUUUUGGACUAUGCUUACUCUUCAAGGGUCAUCAUCAAUGAAGAAAAUGCUGAGUCUCUUCUGGAGGCAGGCGAUAUGUUGGAGUUCCAAGACAUCAGAGACGCUUGUGCAGAAUUCUUAGAGAAGAACCUUCAUCCCACUAACUGCCUUGGCAUGCUGCUUCUAUCGGAUGCUCAUCAAUGUACCAAACUGUAUGAGCUGUCUUGGAGGAUGUGCCUUAGCAACUUCCAGACCAUCAGCAAAAGUGAAGAUUUUCUCCAGCUCCCCAGAGACAUGGUUGUACAGCUCCUGUCUAGUGAAGAAUUAGAGACUGAAGAUGAGCGGUUAGUAUAUGAGUCUGCCAUGAACUGGAUUAACUAUGAUCUGAAUAAACGCCACUGUUACCUGCCAGAAUUGUUGCAGACUGUGAGACUUGCUCUUCUGCCAGCCAUCUAUCUAAUGGAGAAUGUAGCAACUGAGGAGCUUAUCACCAAGCAGAGGAAGAGCAAGGAGAUUGUAGAAGAAGCAAUAAGGUGCAAAUUGAAGAUUUUGCAGAACGACGGUGUGGUCACCAGUUUGUGUGCAAGGCCUCGAAAAACGGGCCAUGCUCUCUUUCUUUUGGGAGGACAAACUUUUAUGUGUGACAAAUUGUACCUAGUUGACCAAAAAGCAAAGGAGAUCAUUCCAAAAGCUGACAUUCCAAGCCCAAGGAAAGAGUUCAGUGCUUGUGCUAUUGGCUGUAAAGUCUAUAUUACUGGUGGCCGGGGAUCUGAAAAUGGAGUUUCUAAAGAUGUUUGGGUGUAUGAUACACUUCAUGAGGAGUGGUCUAAAGCCGCUCCCAUGCUAGUUGCUCGAUUUGGUCAUGGAUCUGCUGAACUCAAACAUUGUCUUUAUGUUGUAGGAGGGCACACAGCAGCCACAGGUUGUCUUCCAGCUUCUCCUUCAGUAUCCUUAAAGCAAGUCGAACAGUAUGACCCCGUGACAAACAAAUGGACAAUGGUUGCCCCACUUAGAGAAGGAGUAAGCAAUGCAGCAGUAGUUAGUGCAAAGUUGAAGCUAUUUGCUUUUGGGGGUACCAGUGUCAGCCAUGAUAAGCUACCCAAGGUUCAAUGUUACGACCUGUGUGAAAACAGAUGGACAGUACCAGCUACCUGCCCCCAGCCAUGGCGGUACACAGCUGCAGCUGUUCUGGGCAACCAGAUUUUUAUUAUGGGUGGAGAUACUGAAUUCUCUGCAUGCUCAGCAUAUAAAUUCAACAGUGAAACUUACCAGUGGACUAAAGUGGGAGAUGUGACAGCUAAGAGAAUGAGCUGCCAUGCAGUAGCAUCUGGAAACAAGUUGUACGUUGUUGGGGGAUAUUUUGGCAUCCAGAGAUGCAAAACGCUAGAUUGCUAUGACCCCACGUUAGAUGUGUGGAACAGCAUAACCACAGUGCCCUACUCACUAAUUCCCACUGCAUUUGUGAGCACAUGGAAGCAUCUCCCUUCUUAACUGGAUGUGCGCUCAUACAGUUUAUUCCAUUAUUUGGUGAAGAAAUGCUGGAACCAACUGUGGAGAAGCGGUUAUUAAUGAAGAAAAUCUGUUCUUUUUUGUGUGCAUUUUUGACUUUGAAGAAGAUCUUGUGCACCUUCUAAAUUCUCAAAGCUGGAAAUGAAGGAAUGGGAGGGGGAAUAUUGUCUUCAGUAUAUCAGCACAUGGUUUAACUAUGCGAGAAUGAAUGUAUGAUCUGGUCCCUGUGUUAGUAAUUGUGGAUUAAUGUCAAGUUUAAUCA